AUGGCAACUUUCUAAUAAAAGUAUGAUUCAUUGAAAUAAGAAUUUAAUGAAGUAGAUAUCAAUGAUGAUGGUAGAUUAGAUAAGAAUGAGAUGUUCCAAGUUUUAGAUUCUAAGGUAUUAUUUUUUUUGAUUUCUGUGUUGAUUAGAUUGGAAAAUAAUUUGAUCGAGAGAUUGCAGAAGAAUUGUGGGCUAAUUUGGAUAUUAAUAAUGAUGGUAAAGUAACAGCUAAUGAAUUUAUUCAAAUACUUUUGAAAGCAGAAGAAAGUUUAAAGAGUAAAAUAAACAAUUGCCGAACUACUUUAGAAUUAAACUAUUAACAGAAAAGAGAAACAGAAACUAAUUUGGAUUAUUGUUAGUAAAAUGAGAAAUUGAAUAAUUUUGGUGUUAUGGAAGGCAGUCAAUUAUGUGUUAUUGUGGUUCAAGCUGCUAAUCUUAAAGCAGAUGGUAAAUAAUUAGAUCCAUUUGUUACUUUGUAAUUUGAUAAAUUUGAAAAGCAAACAAUAAUAAGUAAAGGUACAAAUCCAGUUUGGAAAGAGAAUUAGAAGUUUUAUUUUCCAGUAUAGACUGGUAAAGAAGAUUUAAAAUUAACAGUUUGUGAUUUUGAUAAAUACACUCCUAAUAUAGUAAUUGCAAGAGUUGAUUUAAAUUUAUCUAAUAAUGGAUUUAAUUUGAAAAAUUAAUAAUUACAUGAUAUUUGGCUUGAUUUAUAUGAUAUAAAUGGAAAUAGAAGUGGAUCAUAAUUGAAUAUUCAAAUUUAAUGGGUUUAUUCUAAGGUCAGAUAUCUUAGAGAUGUAUUAAACUCUUAUCAAUAAUAAGUAUAUUAAUAGGAAUAAGAAUUACUUUAAUAUGAAAGAGAUCUUUUUAUUCUUUAUGAACCAUUUGUAAAGUGGAGAUAAUUAAAUACAAAAGGAUUUUAGAAACCUAUUUCUAAGGACCCUACAUAAUCUAUGAUUCCAAUUUCAUAUUAAUAAGCAGAUCCAACAAAAAUUGUUAAACCAUUCUCUGAUCCAUUGUUAGAUAAAAAUAACAAAUUCAAAUUAAUUACUAUAUUGAUUGGUCUCAUAGCUUGUCUUACUCUACUGAUAUUAUUUUACAAAGCUCAAUUUUUUGAUGUAAGGAGAGUGUUACUAUUAUUAGUUACUCUUAAUUAUAGACUUCUAUAUUCUUUGGGAAUUCAAUGCUUUAAAUGAGAAUCGUAUUAAGACUCUAGGCAUCUUGUUUGGAAUGAGUUGUUUUUUAGAUAUAGUUUGGAUCUUUUGUAUUGGUUUUAAAUGGCUUGCUAAUGAUUCUCAUGAGAUUUUUAUACCUUAUGAAAUCUCUAUCUAAAAAAUGAUCUCAGUUUUAGUAAUUAUCAGUCUAAUUGUGAGAGUAAUUAUCAAUUUAAUUCUUAGUUGUAUCUAAUACUAAAUUUAUUUUAAUUGUCUCAAGAAGUGUAAAACCUUACUAAUCCAUAACCAAUGAAAAUUCAACAUAGAAAUAUUGUCAAAAUAGACAUGCAAAAUACUCAUAAUAUUGAAUCAAAAACAUAUCUCCAUAAUGGAAGACCUAUUGUGAUUUAUUGA
Messenger RNA from Paramecium sonneborni, 1562 nucleotides. NCBI's taxonomy places the organism in Eukaryota, Ciliophora, Oligohymenophorea, Peniculida, Parameciidae. The record is from the annotation of a GenBank genome assembly.